Molecule: messenger RNA, 2844 nt
Organism: Exophiala dermatitidis NIH/UT8656
Lineage: Eukaryota; Fungi; Ascomycota; Eurotiomycetes; Chaetothyriales; Herpotrichiellaceae
Product: PiT family inorganic phosphate transporter
Exons: 7
Coding region: 165-1853 (562 amino acids)
Source: RefSeq, a predicted model, not a curated record
GACUGGCACUGGCCUGCAUCCAGACCCGUAGAAGUGCCCCAGCGUACCGUACUGUGCAAAGUAGAAUGAAAAUUUCUUCCUGACUAUCGUCUUCAAGUCGUGUCUUUAAGUUCUUCUCUGAUCGUUGGCUGUUCUUUCCAUCUCUCGCACGCUUGAACAAAAGAAUGGCAGUGAAGACUCGCAACAUGGCCAAGGGAACCAUUGACCGACAGCCCAUCCCAGUUACCCUCCUGUCAGGGUUUCUGGGAAGUGGGAAGACCACCCUUCUUAGACAUAUCCUGACCUCGGACCAGCAUUCCCUUCGUAUAGCCGUCAUCGUCAACGACAUGGCGGCCCUAAACAUCGAUGUCUCCUUGAUCAAGAGACACGUAGUCUCCCAGACUCAAGAACGUCUGAUCCAGAUGGAGAACGGCUGCAUCUGCUGUACUCUGCGAGGCGAUCUUCUUGAGGAGCUGGCAAGGCUGGCCAAGGAUGGAAACUGUGAUUACAUCCUCAUUGAGAGCACAGGCAUUAGUGAGCCCAUGCAGGUCGCCGAGACCUUCACCGAGGAGUUUGCUGCGGCCAUGAUCGAAGCCGCCAAAGAUGGAAAUCUUGCUGAACAAGAGCAGGAUGAAAAGGUUCUGAGAGAGAUCGCGGAGUUGGGAGGCUUGCACAAGAUUGUCAAACUCGACACCCUGAUCACCGUGAUUGACGCAUUCAAUUUCUUCCACAACUUCUCCACCACAGACUUCAUCACGGAACGAUGGGGCAAGGAGAACGUGGACCCCGAGGACGAGCGUACGGUGACUGACCUGAUGGUCGACCAAAUUGAGUUCGCAAACUCCAUUAUCCUCAACAAGAUCGACAGCGUGGACGAGGAGACGAGAAAACGAAUCCACGCCAUUGUCAAACAAUUGAACCCAUCGGCCAGGCUUUUCGAGGCCAAUUAUGGCAAGGUCGAUGUCAAGGAAGUGAUCGACACCAAGAGCUUUUCUUUCGAGAAAGCUGCCACGGGCAUGGGCUGGCUUCGGAGCUUGCACGACUUGGCCAAGCGCGAGAUCAACGGACAGAUCAAGAUUGCACCCAAGCCCGAGACAGAAGAGUAUGGUAUCUCCAGCUUCGUGUACCGCGCCAGGAGACCAUUCAACCCCAAGCGACUAUAUAAGCUUAUCCAUGACAAGUUCGUCUUGAUGGAAGGUCAAAUCCAAGACGAGGAAGACGGAGAUGACAAAGAUGACGAGGAAGAGGAGGAAGAAGAGGAGGAAAAUGAGGGCAGUGACGAUGAAAACCCUUCACAAGAAGGUAGCGACGAAUGGGAAGACGAGAGUGAGUCGGAUGUCGAAAUGGAAGAUGAAGAUGAAGAAAACGACUUCUCCAAAGCAAUGGAUCCAAAGUUUGUAGCAGCAAACAAAAACAAGGAUCCUGUGUUCAAGGGUCUGCUCCGGUCCAAAGGGUUCUUCUGGCUUGCGACCCGGCCGAAUCUCCACGGGGAAUGGAGCCAGGCUGGCACCAUGCUUACCCUGCAGGGCGGCGGGCCUUGGUUCUGCACCAUCGAUGACGCUGACUGGCCAGAGGGUGCUGAGACACGAAAGAGCAUCCUUGCCGACUUUUCGGGACCCUGGGGCGACCGGCGACAAGAACUGGUUUUCAUCGGGGAGAAACUGGACCAUGAGGGCCUCACCAAGUUGUUUGACCAGUGCCUGCUGAACGAUAAAGAGAUGAAAAAGUGGGAACGCAUCAUGAAGUCGAGCAAAGACAUGGAAGUGGUCCACGACAAGCUGGCCAAGGUUUUCGAAGAUGGAUUCGAGGACUGGCCCGAGUUGGUUCCCGAUGACGAAGACCAUGACCACGCUGGUCAUUCCCACAGGCACUGAGCGAUAACAGUCAGGAAAGUCCAGUCAAAUCUUGAGUCCGUCGAAAUGAGCUGCCGCACGCACUAUCCGGAGACCACAGCCCAUCGGCGCCCCGGAGGUCAAAUGAUCUCGUGUUACAGGACAGGGUGGAGAGGAUCGGGUGUUGAGAGUUUGGCGGAAUGUGCAGCUUGCGUGUACCAGAAGUCCAGAGUUGAGUGUCAAGUGCUCAAGGCAACACGCAUGCUGAGAGACAUGGCCGCGGUGCACCGUGAGCAAGCUGUUGAGCCCGACCAGCUUCCCCCAUCCAGGACUCGUUCUUGCCGCCAACCAUCCGUGUCUUACCGCCGACCUGUCUCAGCUGACAGGUCGAGGCAGCCAAAGGGGUCGCAGCAGGAACUUUAGGGAGCUCCUAUACCCAACCAGCCUACCAAUUGAUGCUUUGCAGGGGAUGAAGAUAUGCACCGAGAGAUGAGAUAGAAAAGCAAUGAAAAAAGUUUGGCUUUUUGUGAUAGUACGUUAUGUCGUGAGAGUCUGCUGAAUGACUUGGCUGGCUCCUGCCCCGCCGAUUGGGCCUGUUGUCACGUAUCGUGUCAAUUGACAUGGAGUACAGAGCCACUCGUAUCUAGGAGCGAAAGGGAUUGGUGGGCUAUGUCCAAGUGCGGUCCCGAUAUCGCUGUAAAUUCAGCUCAGAAGAAAGCUCCUUGGAGGCAGAAAUGGUGAUACGGAAUUGGAAUCGGAGGCUUCAUAGUUCAACGUAGUUUCUGGCUCCUCGGAUCAUUACCUUGCGGGGUAGAGAUGCUGAUUCCUGGACACUGUUCUCAUGGAUGAAGUGUUGAGAAUUGCCAACGUCCAAAUUGACGAGACUCUGGCUGUGCUGGCAGCUUGCGGCACGGCGGAAUAAUUCUCCACGAACGAUACUAGUUCAGGAUAGGGACACAUGGUUGCCGCUCUAUCCUUACGCUAAGCCAUUCUCGAUGGCAUCUACAAGCAGCGGCCAAUAUCCGUAUUUCAG